This is a messenger RNA of Lucilia cuprina (Australian sheep blowfly), 1608 nucleotides long. RefSeq names its product alanine--glyoxylate aminotransferase (gene Agxt). Gene Ontology annotation, molecular function: L-alanine:glyoxylate transaminase activity; L-serine:pyruvate transaminase activity. The coding region runs from base 303 to 1490 and encodes 395 amino acids. The record is from RefSeq and is a predicted model, not a curated record. Lineage: Eukaryota; Metazoa; Arthropoda; Insecta; Diptera; Calliphoridae. Gene Ontology annotation, cellular component: peroxisome. The transcript has 3 exons.
UCAUUUAGUUAAACUCAAUCAUUUACUAAAGAACCUACUAGUAGUUAGUCGAAGUGUUUAUUUAAAUUUUAAAGACAUUAUUUUUUGAGGUUUUUGUGGUUUACACGAUAGUGAUAAAAAAAUAUUUUCGAAAAUAUAUUCGGUGUCUUCUCAAACAUAUAAAUAGCCUGAAAUUAAGUGCAAUUUUAAGUUAUUUGGUUUUUCAAAACUUAAGAAUUACAAUAACGGUGUUGAAAAUUAAAAAAAAAAAUAAAUUUAGUGUACUGUAUUUAAAAACCAAAAGAAUUAAAGAAAAAUCCAAAAUGGAAGUGCCGCCACCUUUAGUUUUGAAACGUUCCUUAUAUGUUCCCAAUAAAACCUUGAUGGGACCAGGUCCAUCAAAUUGUUCACAAAGAGUUUUAUCUUCCUUAAGUAAUCCAGUUUUGGGUCAUUUACAUCCGGAAUGUUUACAGAUAAUGGAUGAAAUUAAAGAGGGCAUCAAGUAUGUUUUUCAGACAUUAAACGAUGCAACUAUGUGUAUAAGCGGUUCCGGUCAUGCCGGCAUGGAGGCCGCACUCUGCAACUUAAUCGAAGAUGGUGAUAUUGUUCUACUAGCUACGACCGGUAUUUGGGGUCAUCGUGCCGCCGAAAUGGCAAAACGUUAUGGUGGUGAUGUGCGUUACGUUGAAGCUCGCUUUGGUCGUUCUCUGACUGUUGAUGAGAUUGAGUUUGCAAUGGAAGGUCACAAACCACAGAUAUUUUUUAUAGCUCAAGGCGAUUCAUCGACCGGCAUCUUGCAGUCGAACUUGAAGGAGAUUGGUGAAUUGUGUCGCAGAUAUAAUUGUUUAUUUGUUGUUGAUACGGUAGCCUCAUUGGGUGGCACUGAAUUUUGCAUGGAUGAGUGGUUUGUAGAUGUGGCCUAUACAGGUUCACAAAAGGUACUCGGUGCUCCUCCUGGUAUUACACCCAUCUCUUUUAGUAAACGUGCCAUUAAACAUGUAGUGGAACGUAAGACUAAAGUAAAAGUUUACUAUUUUGAUGUACUGCUGAUUGGUCAAUAUUGGAAUUGUUAUGGUUCCCCACGCAUCUAUCAUCAUACCAUUUCCUCGACUCUUUUAUACGGCCUCAGGGAGGCUUUAGCACAAUUUUGUGCUCAAGGUUUGAAAGAAGUCAUACAUCGACAUCAGGAAUGUUCAUACCGUUUACAGCAAGGUAUCAAGGACCUAGGAUUGGAAUUGUUUGUGCCAAAUCCCAGUGAUCGAUUACCCACUGUUAAUACCGUUAAAGUUCCCGUGGGUAUUGAUUGGCGUAAGGUCGCCGACUAUACCAUGAGGAAAUACAACUUAGAGAUUAGUGGAGGCCUUGGACCCACUGUAGAGCAUGUCUUCCGCAUUGGUCUUAUGGGUGAAAAUGCCACCUUUGAACGUGUCGAUUUGGUCUUAAACGUUUUGCAUGAAGCCAUACAAAGUACCAAGUUAAAUAGUUUAGUAAAUGAAAAAUCAAAAAUUUAAUUAAUUAUAUACCCAUAAAUGUAAGAAAACAAUUAAAGAUUAUCAGAAUUAAGAUACAGUUUUUCAUAUGUAUAUCAAUACAUUUAAUAAAUCAAAUAUGUAUUCAGUUUUAUUUUAA